AUGGAGAUAGGAAGGAAGAUGAUGGUUGUGGUGGUUGUUUUGGUUAUGGUAUUCGAAGGGUCCAAAGCAUUCGACUUGUGUAACAUGAAUGAAGAUGGUCUGAUGGCAUGCAAGCCCUCCGUGACUAAGCUGAACCCGGUCACGCCGACCCCGGAGUGUUGCCAAGCUCUUUCGGGGGCUGACUUGACAUGUUUGUGUUCUUAUAGGAACUCAUUCAUGUUGCCUUCUCUUGGAAUUGAUCCGGAUCUUGUCAUGGCACUCCCUGCCAAAUGCAACCUCACCCCUCCUACCAAUUGCUAA
This is a messenger RNA of Cornus florida, 300 nucleotides long. Its product is annotated as putative lipid-transfer protein DIR1. The record is from RefSeq and is a predicted model, not a curated record. The transcript has a single exon. The coding region runs from base 1 to 300 and encodes 99 amino acids. Gene Ontology annotation, biological process: systemic acquired resistance. Gene Ontology annotation, molecular function: fatty acid binding. Lineage: Eukaryota; Viridiplantae; Streptophyta; Magnoliopsida; Cornales; Cornaceae.